UAAAAAUACAAAAUUAAUUAAUUAAUUGAAAAGAGCCUUCCUUAAUUUAUCGUACAAAAUUAGAACAAAAAUAUAUUAUAUUGAAGAAAUACAGUCUUUAGUGAUCGGAAAAAGUCAUUAGAAGAGCUUUAAGUAUAUGAUCAGCAGAGAUACAGCAGCAAAAUAUCUUGUGUACUGAAAAAAAAAGCGUGAAAUGCAAAAACUAGGAACUAGUAAGAAUGUCAAGUUAGUGUGUAUUUUCGGUGCAUUAUUUAUUGCCUCAGUUGCACCAGAAUUAAUAAACAAUAGUCUCAAAGAUAAUGAUUUACGCAAUAACAAAUAUCAGAUUGUGCACAUUACCGAUUUAUCAUCAUCACUUUUGAAGGGAAAUAAAAGUAAUAGCAUUGAUGACAAAAAUUAUGUGAUAACGUAUCAGCAGACAUCUAAUCUUAAUGAUGGAAAAAUGGAAUCGACGAGAAUAUUAGAGAUUGAAUCGAAAGGAUUCAAUGAAACAGUCAAUAAGCCAGUGAACUUAUAUCCAACAAGAUUCAAGGAUUCGUGUCACAAAAGUGCGUCUUUUCCUGAAUGGAAAAUCAAUAAUGGAACUAGCAGUAACGGAGUGUUUCGCCUAAAAAUCAAUGUCAAUGAAGAGCUUAAAAGAAGUGAUUUCUAUUACUUUUGUGCGUAUGAAGAAGGAACAUCGAAUGAAAUAACACAUUUGGGUGAAGAAUCAUUACUGAAUCUUCAUAAUUUAAGUAUCAAUGUACAUGAUGUUGUAAAAAGACAAACUAUUGAUCCUUUAAAAAUUAUGGGAUAUCAUAUAGUAGAAUCACCAAAGGAACCAGAGCUAGAGGAUGGAAUACCGAUAGUUAAAGCUGGUUUGAAUAUCAAAUUGCGGAUGUUUGGGACAGGUUUUUCGAAUAAAACAAUGAUUGGAUUAACGGCUGAAGCAUUCGAGUAUGGUGAAAAGUGCCAUAAAAUUGUUACCGACACUCAGAAAAUAUACGAGUCGUCUUUUGUUAAAGAUCGACUGAAUGUAGUUGUUGAUGUAAAACUACCCGAAGAAUCAAUGUCAUUGUUUAUUUGUGCAUCGAAUGAUGGAAAUGACUUUUAUCAUCAAGGAAUGGAUGAAUGGUUGAUACUCAAAAGUCAUAAGCCAUUUCUUCCAAUGUGGGUUAAUAUUUUAAUCAUUGGUGUCUGCUUAUGCUUCUCAGCACUCUUUUCCGGCUUGAAUUUGGGUCUGAUGUCAUUAGACAGGACAGAUUUAAAGAUUUUGUGCAAUACCGGUUCGGAAGGUGAAAGGAGAUAUGCACGUGCAAUUCAACCUGUCAGAGAUCAUGGAAAUUUUCUAUUGUGCAGUAUUCUUCUAGGAAAUGUGUUGGUAAAUUCAACAUUUACAAUUUUACUCGAUAGUCUCACGUCAGGUUUGGUAGCUGUUGUUUGUUCAACUCUAUUGAUUGUCAUCUUUGGCGAAAUAACUCCUCAAGCUAUAUGUAGUCGGCACGGCUUGGCUGUUGGAGCUCGUACAAUCAUAGUAACAAAAUUUGUAAUGUUGCUCACAUUUCCAUUGUCUUAUCCUACAUCAAAAAUAUUGGAUUACUUGCUCGGUGAAGAAAUUGGAACUUACUACAAUCGUGAGAGACUGAAAGAAUUGGUGAAAGUUACUACAGAUGUGAAUGAUCUUGAUAAAGACGAAGUAAAUAUAAUUUCUGGUGUCCUUGAGAUGCGAAAAAAGACUGUCGGCGAUAUCAUGACUCACAUCGAUGACGCGUACAUGCUUCCAAUAGAUGCUAUUCUUGAUUUUGAAACCAUUUCUGAAAUUAUGAAUUCAGGAUAUUCACGAAUUCCUGUAUAUGAGUAUGAUCGAAAGAAUAUUCUGUCAUUGCUUUACAUAAAGGACUUGGCAUUCGUGGAUACUGACGAUAAUACUCCGUUGAAAACUUUGUGUGAAUUUUAUCAAAAUGCCUGUCAUUUUGUGUUUGAUGAUUUGACACUUGAUGUGAUGUUUAAGCAAUUUAAAGAAGGAAAUAAGGGACAUAUGGCAUUUGUGCAUCGCGUUAAUAAUGACGGCGAGGGUGAUCCUUUCUACGAAACGAUUGGCUUAGUCACACUUGAAGAUGUCAUUGAAGAAUUAAUUCAGGCUGAGAUCAUGGAUGAGACAGAUCGGAUAACAGACAAUCGUACAAAGAGCCGAAGAUCGAGACCACAAAAACAAGAUUUCUCGUGCUUUAUAGGCCGCAAUGAUACACAGAAUGUCCGCAUCUCUCCACAGUUGACUUUGGCCACCUUCCAAUUUUUGAGCACCACACUGGAGCCAUUUAAGCGAGAAUGUAUAUCCGAGAAUAUUCUACGACGAUUGUUAAAUCAAGAUAUUUAUCGUCAUAUUAAGAAUAAGGCAAAUAAGAAGAAUGAUCCGCUAAUGUAUAUCUUCCAGCAAGCUAAGCCUGUUGACUUUUUUGUUAUGAUAUUAGAAGGACGUGUUGAAGUGAAAAUUGGAAGAGAGAAUUUAAUGUUUGAGGGUGGUCCAUUUACUCAUUUUGGAUUACAAGCAUUAGUCCAAAAUAUUGGAAUUGAUUCCCCUCAACAGCAGCAAGUCAAUCAAUCCUCAAGUCAAGUCUUGGGAUCACUUCAAUCAUUAAAUGUAGACGCAAUGCUUCGUCAUACAUUCAUACCAGAUUAUUCAGUAAAAGCACUUACUGAUGUCAUUUAUCUUGUUGUCAAGCGAUCUCUCUACAUGGCAGCAAAACGUGCCACAUUGAUGGAACAAUCAAAAAGGAUGGGCGGAGAACAUAACAAUGAUCCGAUUGACGAUGAAGUGGAAAAGCUUCUACACUCACUGGACGAAGAUGACAGUGCUGUUCAUACGAAUUUAAAUUCACCACGAAUGAGUAAACCGACAAGCGUUGCUCCAUCGCCAACAUCUCAACAAAACUUCUUGCAUGCACCACAUUCGAGUAAUAUGCAUAAUGAGUUGGACACAGGCGUAAGAGUAACAUUCACACAAAGCAAUUCGACAGGCAAUCACGUAAUUAAUUUCUCAAAUUCGCAGAAAAAUUCUGUGGAUGUUCAUGAUAAUGCCGCCGACAAUGAAGCCGAACAACCUUUAUUGAAUAAAUCAGUAUCAAAAUUAUCGUCAUAACGCCACGUUAAUGAACAGAAUCCCAAUUUUUUACAAUGUUAAUUCUAUUUUUUUGCGAUACGUUAAUUCUUCCAAAGAUUGAUUUUUUUAGUUGACUGAAUAUGAAAGAUGCAUUCAUUAAAUUAUUAUUAUUAUUAAUAU
This is a messenger RNA of Chironomus riparius, 3259 nucleotides long. NCBI's taxonomy places the organism in Eukaryota, Metazoa, Arthropoda, Insecta, Diptera, Chironomidae. The record is from the annotation of a GenBank genome assembly.